Wallemia mellicola CBS 633.66 is the source of this 919-nucleotide messenger RNA. RefSeq lists its product as hypothetical. Bases 31 to 546 code for a protein of 171 amino acids. Lineage: Eukaryota; Fungi; Basidiomycota; Wallemiomycetes; Wallemiales; Wallemiaceae. The transcript has 4 exons. The record is from RefSeq and is a predicted model, not a curated record.
ACCUUCAACUCAAACAACGAACAAGUAAAAAUGUUUGUCAGAUCAGCCAGAAUUGUUCAAGCAAAUGCUCGCAGAUACUCAACUGCACCAAGAGAGGGUGGCAGCGCUCUCCCUAAGCUGCUUGCUGUAGGUGCACUCGCUGGUGGUGGAUACUACCUUUACUCUCAAAACAACCAUAGCAACUCAGAGGAGGCACAAAUCGAGAGAGCAAAGAAGGAAGCUAUCGAUGCAGCUGAUAAGAGCAAAGAAGCUGCAGCUAGCAAGGCAGGCGGAUACUACGAUUCCGCUAAGAACGCCGCCACACAAGGAUACGACGACGCCGUCAAGAGAGCAGAAGCUGCCUACAAUGAUGUACGUAGCCGCGCCAGCAGCUCAACCAGUGACAUCAAGGCCGAAGCUGAGUCUGCAUACGCCAAGGCAUUAGGCUCAGCCGCCUCCUUGUCCGGUGAUGUCAAAGACUCGCUCGAUAAGAAGUACGCCCAAGCGAGGAAGGACCAGGGAUUAGACAAAGGAAAGAGCUGGUGGUCAUGGUUGACUGGAAAGUAAUAAAUUGUAAUGAAAAGAUGACGUAUUAAUGUUUACUUUGAUUCUACACCGUGUCUGUCGCGCUCUUUAGAGCCCUCCUUGAUCUCUGGUACGUCUGUCGGCCUGUAGUUUGGUGCAUCGAAAGUGUCUAUUGCUUGUAUCACCAAUUUCAGAUUGUCUAGGAAUGCGUUUGUUGAUGUCCGAAGUGUCCUGAGCGAUACGGCUUCAAAUGUUGUUAUAAGAUUACUACCCUGUACCUCUAUACUCCGGCUAACGAAAUCUGGCUUCAGUUCUUUAUCUACGUCGAGCACAUUCUUGACAAUGUCUGGGUGCUGGCAGCUUGUUGAUAUCGAAAUUCUGUGCAUUUUAUAUUCCAGCCUUCGUCGUUCAAUUC